CUUGACACCAACAUGAGGUUCAAGUUCUCGAUCGUGGCUCUUCUUCUGGAAGUGAUCAUCAUUGUUCUGUUUGGGAUAUUUGUGGAAUAUGACAACAGUGAUGCCUCUCAAACUUCAUACCCACGAGAUUGCAAACAAGAGCAAGUAAUGUGCUGAAUGCCAACAAACUACAACUCCUCUGGGAGACUGGGAAAACUUUCUUACCUGGAGCUGACUACCCUGAAUGGGCAAAACUAAAACUUUAUUGGAAAGUCCAUGGCAUAGGCUCAUUAAAUAAUAGAAAGAGCAGAAUCUUUCAGGAUGUCCAUGUGAUGAUAUUUGUUGGAUUUGGUUUCCUGAUGACCUUUCUGAAGAAAUAUGGAUUCAGCAGUGUUGGUAUCAACAUGCUCAUUGCUGCCUUCGGCCUCCAGUGGGGAACCCUGAUGCAAGGAUUUUGGCACAUGAAAGAAGGGAAAAUUCGUGUUGAUAUUAAAAGCAUGAUAAAUGCAGACUUCAGUACAGCAACUGCUUUGAUUUCAUUUGGAGCAGUCCUGGGGAAAACAAGUCCUGUUCAGAUGCUAAUCUUGACAGUUCUGGAGAUCACAAUCUUUGCAUGCAACGAGCACCUAGUUACAGAAAUACUUCAGGCCACAGAUGUUGGAGCCUCAAUGACUAUCCAUGCUUUUGGAGCUUAUUUUGGUUUGGCCGUAACCCUAGUCUUGUAUCGUCCUGGUUUGAAAAACAAACAUGAAAAUGAAGAAUCUACCUAUCAUUCGGACAUGUUUGCCAUGAUUGGUACCCUGUUCCUUUGGCUUUUUUGGCCCAGUUUUAACUCUGCCAUUGCAUCUGAUACAAUUCACCAGAUGAAAGCCAUUAUCAACACUUACUAUUCCUUGGCUGCAUGUGCUGUCGUAACGUUUGCCCUCUCCAGCUUGGUGGAUCAAAGGGGCAAAUUCAGUAUGGUUCUCAUUCAAAAUGCCACCCUGGCAGGAGGAGUAGCAGUGGGUACCUGUGCUGACCUGUCGAUCCACCCUUUUGCUGCCAUGUGCAUUGGGAUCAUUGCUGGAAUCAUCUCCGUCCUUGGGUUCCACUUCCUGACUCCUUUGUUGGCAUCCAAGCUGCACAUUCAAGACACUUGUGGAGUUCAUAAUUUACAUGGUUUACCUGGAAUACUGGGCGGUAUCGCUGGCAUCAUAGUAACUGCCAUAAAAGAAGAAGCUAGGCAAAGUGUCCGAUUUACUCCUGGCAAGCAGGCUGCUGCCCUGGGCAGUACAAUUGGAAUUGCACUGGUGGGUGGAGCAUUGACAGGUGGUAUUCUAAAGCUGCCCUUCUUUGGACAAGCAUCCGACCAGAACUGCUUUGAUGACUCUGUUUAUUGGGAGGUUCCAGAAGAGGAGAAACUACAUGAAAUUCACUCCAACAACCAUGAUGAGCACAGCAGAUUUGAAGCCACCAUGUAGAAAAAUAAUUCAGCUGUAAUAUUUGUCCUAAUGAUGCUCUUUUCAGUUUCUAAAACUGAAAAACAUCCAAGUAUUGUCCUAACCAUACUAGGUUUUCAAGAAGGGGCUAUAGAUAGCUAUAUUUUUGUAGUAUAAAACAAACUUGAUAUAUAGUCAUUAUGCUAAGCUCAGGUGAAUUAAUUAGAUCUUUCCAAUAUACCCACCACAGACUGCUCUACAAAAUUAUCUGUAUUUUACCUUUUGUCGUCACUGAGUCAAUAUAGCCAUUGAAACAACCUUUGUGUUUCAAGCCUAUUACAGGAUAGGCUGAUAGGAAAGAUUUCUGAGUUACAGUCACAUCCUUCAACUGCAUAUGGGUAAUCAAGAAGAAAUGGCUUGAUAUUGUUUAUUUGGAUUCUAACAAGUUUUUCACCAGAGCAUCCCAGAUUAACUUUUUUUAGAAAGUGUGUUGUCCUAUUUUUGGGUGGGGGACAAAAUGUACUAUAUUUUGAAGAUUGGUUAUGACAGGAAACAAAAUGUUGAAAUCCUUUUCAAGGAAAAGUGCAGAAUAUAGCGAUUUAUGAGUUAUAGUAUCAAGAGUCCUUGUUAAUAUGUUUAUCAAAAGAGAGGAGAAAGUGAAAUGAUGAAAAAUGUCAUUAUUGGUAUAGAUUUAUUUAGACUGUUUCAAGGACACAGUAAGGGAAUUAAGUAGGAGCUGUGAAAAACGGGUAAUUACAUAGAAGUAUUAUGUGAUAUGUCUUAUUAUGUCCAACAGCAAUAAGUGGAUAUUAGCACUGGUAAUGUGAAUAGGUAUAAACUGAACCAAAAGCUAGCUCCAAGAAAAAGCAUGAGCUGUUAGGAAUUGGUCAGAAAGCAACUAUGUUCAGCCUACAGAAGACCCAGUGGAGAAUUUCUGUGCGGUGAGUUGCCAUCUUUGAAGUCAUUGCCUCCUAAAACAAGAGAAAGCAUAAAGAAGAAAAUUAAAGCUAAAUUAAGGUAAAUUAGCUCCACUUGAGAAGUGAUGAUAAUGGCUGUCCAAUUAAGAAAGACAAAAAAUGAGGUAUCUGAAGGAACUCUGUGAGAUGACAGCAGCUGGGAGCAGAGUCACACAUAUGUGCCUACCUACAUGGGGUGAUGCAUUGGGAAGCAAUGGAUAGGAGAUGAAAAUCUAACAGAAGGAUCACAGUGCCUCUAGGCAUUAUGCAGACACAGAAAGAUACCACUGAUGUCUCAGGACAAGCUACAGUGCAUGAACUUUCAAGACUUUUUUAUAUUAGCAUCUUAUUUCAAUUCUUACUUAUCAGAUUUAAGGUGAAAACUCCUCUUAUAAAAAUAGCACAGAUAUUUUCAGUUCUGCUGAUGUAUUUUUCCUUGAAAAACUUUAGAAAAAUAUAAGGCAGGGCUGUCCCGUAUGUUAUAUCAGCUGUAUACUGCUAUAUAUGUCAGAUUUCUGUCUAUGAAUGAAAAUACAUUUGUCGUAACACACUUUAGUUCAGCUAUGCUCUUUUGCAGAUGUGCAAUGUCUGACUCUUUUCUACCUUGUUGGCUAUAAGACAUCUUUUAUCCUUUCAAAGCUUUCACACAAUCAUUUUUGUAAAACCUGAGAAAGCAUUUAGCAAUGUAAAUAUUGCCUAUGUAAAGAUUUUAGAAGUAUUUUGUGCAUAAUUUAAAAACACAAAGUAUUGAAGUGCUUUACAGACUGUAAAAAUCUUAUCCUUGAUAUACGAAGUUCACCCCUCAAAAUCCUACUUGGGGAUUCAGAGGGUCUUUCAUUCACCUACAGCCGUGAGGUAAUUUCACUGAUGGUGAGUGUUGACCACAAAGGUGAAAGUGAGUGAAAAAGUACCACUCACUGUGAGUAAAUCUUUCAGAAUGAUGCCCUCAAUAGUUAUCUUUAGUCCUUUAAAACAAAAGGGGGGUGGGGGGAAAUAAACUAUGCAGUUUUGUUCUCUGUUUCUCAUAAUCUUUCCAUAGUAUCCCAGACUCUCACCAACUAAGUACUCAUUAUUGUCCUCUGCCUUUUUUCAGAAGGUUAACCCUCCAGAGAAAUCAGUCCUUCAGGUUUUCUUAAAAAACAGAGUAGGGAUAUAGAUCCCUUUACAUGGUGAUUUAUUCCACCUAACCUAGAUAUCAUUUUCAGGAAAUUCUUUGUUUCCUUCUUGACCAAGAAGGACCCUGGAAGUAGGGCCUGUAGUGAUAGGACAAGGAGUAAUGAUUUUAAACUAAAAGAGGGUAGAUUCAGACUAGAUGUAAGGAAGAAAUUUUUUACAAUGAGGGUGGUGAAACACUGGCACAGGUUGCCCAGGAGGUGGUAGAUGCCCCAUCCCUGGAAACAUUCAAGGUCAGGUUGUACAGGGCUCUAAGCAACCUGAUCUAGUUGAAAAUGUCCCUACUUACUACAGGUGGGUUGGACUAGAUGACCUUUAAAGGUCCCUUCCAACCCAAACUCUUCUAUGAUUCUAUGGUUCUAAGCCUAGCUUAGCCUGGGAAACUAUAUUUUAGAUGGCUAAAACCAUGUGAGGAGUAUAUGACUUUAACAACUGGAAGAGGGAUUACAAAUGCAUCUCUGAAAAAAGCUUCGAUAGGUCCAUUCUGAUGUUCACAAUACUCAAAAACUAGCGAAUAAUACAGAAAAAUCAUUAGGACAAUUAAAAAUGUAAAAAGCAUGUGUUGUAAAAACAUCAAAUAUGAAAUAAGACUGGAAGUGACCUCUUGAACAACAUAGUGCACCCAGAUGACUAAACCCUCAUGUGAAGUUAAGUUAAAUGAACAGGACGUGAGAAACUACAGACUAAUGUAUGAGAAAAUUGCUGGAUGUGACAGGAAACUAUAUAACAUUCUGAAAAGAAUUACAGGUAACACCAUGAAAAAUGAGUUAUAUGAGAAAUGGCCUAAUAGCACAGAUAAUUGUAGGGGAGAAUUGGGGACCUUCUGGAGAGCAUAAACUUGAAAGGCCAGCAGUGCCCCUGUAAGCAUAGCUGAAAUACCAAACUCAGGUACAGAUGUAGCAAAUCUGAGACAAAAAAAAAAUUAAUUAGUAGUGGGCAAAGAUGGGGAAGGCAAAGAAAUAGGAAAAGGGACAACAAGGUAUGAAAAAAAACCUGCAAUGAGGGCUGUCUGGGUAUCAGGCAGUCCUGAGAGAGAUCACUGCAGCCCAGAGCAAGACAAUAAACCAAAUCUCUUGCUUUGAUCAUCCACGCAUAUUUGAUUUCCUCCUGUGGUCUCCCUGUGGUCUCUCCACCCUGCUAUGGUGGAGAGCUGCUGAUCAUGCACAACCCAAAAUCCACUCAUUACCCAUGGUCAGAAGCCUUAGACAAGUGCCUCAGCUCAAGACAGAUAAAUCCAGGCCUUAUGGUUUGACCACCCUGUAUGAAAAGGUUGGACACAGAAUUUUCCCAGCAUGUUUCAGACUGCUUUUCAAUCCAAAUAGACUCUAUGCAACAGAAGGUGCACAAAGAUCGCUCACUUCCAUACUUCAGAGGUCAGUGGCAUUUGGUUCUCUGUCUGAGGGUAUUUUCUUCAGUUGGUUAUCUCCAAAUUAAUCAAAACUUUGAAUACCCUGAGUCAGUAGAGCUUCUUUUGUGCAUACUUACAACUUAGGUGUAAUAUGUUACUGGACACUAUGGGGAGCUGUCCAGACUUAGUGAAGCUUAAAAUGUUUUGCUGAGAACCCUUUUGCUCACCAAUGACGAGCCAUACACUGGUGGAAAGGAAAGGAAAGGAAAGGAAAGGAAAGGAAAGGAAAGGAAAGGAAAGGAAAGGAAAGGAAAGGAAAGGAAAGGAAAGGAAAGAGUUAAACGAGAUAUAGGGUGGAGGAUGGGACUGAAAAGUAAACCAAAGUUAAAGUACAACUACUCCAAAUUAGAGGUUCAUGAUGACUAGCAUUUCUUUUCUUUUUCAUAAAAGACUGACAAUGUCUUAUCCUCUCCAAUAACCACUGAAUGUCUUACCUUUGUUCUCACCUUGACUUGUUUUUACAUGAAAAGCUUAAGUAAGUAAAAAGUUAUUCAGUAUCAACACUUAUUAAGCUGUGCAUAAAAAAUCUGAAAGAGUUAAAUGGCAACUGUGUGUAAAUUUCCACUUGAAAUUAGAUUCCACCAUCAGGAUGUUGAAAGCUCUUAGACUGUCAUUCUCAGAAGAAACCUUAGGAGACUGUUCAUAUUUUUCAAAUUAGCAUUGUUUAAAAGAUAUUUUCUGUACCUAGUUCUAAUCAGAAAACAGAUCUCUUUCUCUGUAAAGGUCAAACUGACAGAAUUCACUGGGAUUGGUGGUUUUCUAACUGAAAACUACAAAUUUUAUCUUUCUAAUGCAGUGUAUCUUUUUUGUGUGUGUGUGUGUGGUUUUUUUUAAGAGACUAAAUACAGAUAGAUUAAAUUUUAAUGAAAUUAAACAAAGGCAUUAGACUUAAAAAAUAAAAA
Messenger RNA from Grus americana (Whooping crane), 5836 nucleotides. RefSeq names its product Rh associated glycoprotein (gene RHAG). Gene Ontology annotation, molecular function: ammonium channel activity. Gene Ontology annotation, biological process: ammonium homeostasis; ammonium transmembrane transport. NCBI's taxonomy places the organism in Eukaryota, Metazoa, Chordata, Aves, Gruiformes, Gruidae. Bases 312 to 1439 code for a protein of 375 amino acids. The record is from RefSeq and is a predicted model, not a curated record. The transcript is spliced from 11 exons. Gene Ontology annotation, cellular component: plasma membrane.